Messenger RNA from Aureobasidium pullulans EXF-150, 1146 nucleotides. RefSeq lists its product as uncharacterized. Gene Ontology annotation, molecular function: protein-lysine-acetyltransferase activity. The record is from RefSeq and is a predicted model, not a curated record. Gene Ontology annotation, biological process: mitotic sister chromatid cohesion. NCBI's taxonomy places the organism in Eukaryota, Fungi, Ascomycota, Dothideomycetes, Dothideales, Saccotheciaceae. Bases 1 to 1146 code for a protein of 381 amino acids. The transcript has 2 exons. Gene Ontology annotation, cellular component: nucleus; chromatin.
AUGAGCUCUACAUCGAACAGACCCCCGCUAAGAACAUAUUCAAAGACAUACUCCAAAAGAAAGCACCAGGAUGGCUCUGACGGCACACUCAAACGACGACGCGUGUCGAUAGUCGAGAACGAGGAUAGCGAAUCUGCUCCUUCCUCAGACUUGGGUUUUCCAUCAUCAGACAAUGCUAUCUUCUCCGAUGAAAACCUUCCCCCUUCAACCCCUCCAUCUUCACCACCAUGUGUUGCGGCCUCUCCAAAAACGGUGCCUACAAAGCUGCGACUUUCAGAACUCAAAGAUGACAAGUCUACCUUGGUCAUGAAACCUCCUUCGAAGACGCAGAAAUCUCUCGUUCAGAUGCAGCUCAAUUUCGGGCAGUCCAUGCGAAAGACAUGCAAAGAAUGUCGUAUGGAAUUUGUACCCUCUGCCCCAGAAGACGUUGCCCUACACAAGAAAUUUCAUGCCCAACACACGAACGGCGUUUCGAUGGACCGAGACUUCCUUACCAAAGUCAAGACAGAAAAGGCAGUCUGGCAUGGACCGAACGGAGACUUUAUUAUAUCCCUCAGCUCUCAAGAUCCCAGGCAUUGGCUGAAGAAAGCCCGUGCCGUGUUUGAUAUGGCAACAGCUGACUUGGGGGCUGUUGACAUAUCAGAUGAGAAGCUAUGGGGAUGGCAGACCUCUACAUCCGCUGCUCAGAAAAACUCAGCAGAUGCGAAGGAAGGUAGUUGCGACAGGUACAAGCUGUAUCUGUACAUCGACAAUGGUAGAUGUGUAGGUGUCUGUCUUGCAGAAGGAAUUGAGAAAGCAUUCAAGGUUCUCGAGUCAAAGAAGGGAGUGAGGGGUGAAGAAGAGGAAGAGGAAGAGAAGGAAACGGUGACAACGACAUCAGACUUACCUCGGAUACAGGGGAGUGAGUUGUUGUCCGUCAGCGAAGAAGCGAACGAAGCCGCAAUUGGCAUCUCUCGAAUCUGGACAUCCAAAGGGUCGAGGAAGAAAGGAAUCGCAAAGGCACUGCUGAAGUGUGUUGCAAAGACGUUCCUCACAAAGGUUACAGCCAAAGACAUGGUUGCUUUUAGUCAACCUACCGAGAUGGGCACAGCCCUAGCGAGGCGGUGGUUUGGACAGGAAUACGGAUGGCAUGUAUACAUCGAUUGA